UCUGGUCAGUAUAUUAAGGACUUCUACAACCGGACGGUGAUGGGCCGGAAUGGCUCGGGGCUAGACGUGGAAGCGCUGACCCUCAUGUACUCUCUCACCGUGUCCGUCUUUGCCAUCGGGGGGCUCAUCGGAUCCUUGAUGGUGGGCAUCCUGGUCACCAAAUUUGGAAGGAGAGGGACUAUAGUCAACUCCACCAUUCUAGUGUUCAUCGCCGGCUCUCUCAUGGGCUUCAGCCGAAUCUGUGGCUCACCAGAGAUGGUCAUGUUCGGACGACUGGUCACCGGAAUCCAUUCAGGAAUCUCUUUGAGUGUGGUGCCCAUGUAUCUGGGGGAGAUCGCUCCCAAAAACCUGCGGGGCUUCCUGGGCCUCAUGCCCAGUAUCUUCAUCUGUACUGGGGUCUUCACCGCUCAGAUCCUGGGCCUCCACGAACUCCUGGGAAAGGAAGAGCACUGGCCCCUGUUCCUCUCCCUGGUCGUGGUGCCCACUUUUGUCCAGUUAAUGAUGUUGCCAUGGUUUCCAGAGAGUCCUCGUUACCUGCUCAUUGAGAAGCACAAUGUCCAUGCCACCAUUACAGCUCUGAAGUGGUACAGGGCCAAGUGUAACAUCCAGGCGGAGAUCGAGGAGAUGCAGGAGGAGCAGCGCUCCCUGUCCUCGGUGGAGACCGUGUCGGUGUGGGCGCUCCUGUUCGACCGCUCCGUCCGCUGGCAGGUCCUCUCCGUGGUCGUCAUCAACAUCGGCAUGCAGCUGUCCGGCAUCGACGCUAUCUGGUUCUACACCAAUGACAUCUUUAAGAACGCAGACAUCCCAGUGGCAGAGAUCCAGUACACCACGGUGGGCACGGGCGCCAUAGAGAUCGUCGCAGGCCUCAUCGGGUGCUUCACCAUCGAGAGGCUGGGGAGAAGGCCCCUGAUCAUCGGAGGCUUCGCCGUCAUGGGUCUGUGCUGUGGGGGGAUCACAUUGUCUCUCUUCCUGCAGUCAUACCUGUCCAUCAUGAAGUAUGUGAGCGUUGGCUGUGUGGUUGGGAUCAUCGCUGGAUUCUGCAUCGGGCCAGCUGGCGUUCCUUUCCUCAUCACAGCAGAGCUGUUUAAGCAGUCUCAUCGCCCGGCUGCUUACACUGUUGGAGGCUCUCUCAACUGGAUGGCCAACUUCACCAUCGGAUUUAUCUUCCCCUUCCUGCAGAAGUCGGCCGGCUCCUACUGUUACCUGGUGUUCAGCGCCGUGUGUCUGACCGUGGCCACCUACGUGUACUUCGUCAUCCCCGAGACCAAGAACAAGACGUUCGUGGAGAUCAGCCAGAUGUUUGCCACCAAGGAGGGCAUCCUGGAGAGCGACCAGAUGAAGCUGAAGAAGAUGAACGGCUACGGCACGCUGGAGAACGGCUCGCUGGACUUCGACAGCUCCUCGUCCACCCCGUAG
Messenger RNA from Sardina pilchardus (European sardine), 1416 nucleotides. It is a transcript of the gene slc2a15a, whose product is annotated as solute carrier family 2 member 15a. The record is from RefSeq and is a predicted model, not a curated record. Gene Ontology annotation, cellular component: plasma membrane. NCBI's taxonomy places the organism in Eukaryota, Metazoa, Chordata, Actinopteri, Clupeiformes, Clupeidae. Gene Ontology annotation, biological process: monosaccharide transmembrane transport. Gene Ontology annotation, molecular function: hexose transmembrane transporter activity.